GCCAGUUUUUUCCUCAUACAACACGCUUUUGAGAUGUCUGUAGUGUGUCCGGCCUAAAGUUUGCAUCAAAAGAACCCAAUUUAAAAAAAUAAAUUAAAUUAAAAAGCGCGCGAAUUGUUCAAGUAGGUACUUAACAAGGCGCAAUAAUGCUUUCAAAUUCUUUCAAUUAAUUUUAAAUUAAAUACAUUUAAACAUCUCAACUAAAGUGCUAUCUAUCUAGUUUUUGUAACAAAACAAAAAAUCAAAAUGUCAAAUUGGCUGGUAUUGGCUGUUUUGUUUUAUUGUGCAAAUGUUGUUAUUCUGCAAGGCACCGGUUCUGGAGCAGAUGGAAACUUACGUCUAUGCAUAGUAGAAGGGCGCGGUUACAAGCGUGGUGCCAAAUACUGUCCUAUUCUUGAUGAGGAAAAGUCGGGAAUCGAAUGUGUCUUUGGCACUGACAGACUGGACUGCCUCCGCCGCAUCCACAAAGGGACAGCUGACUUCGGUGUCUUCCAACCUGAAGACCUGAAAGCCGCCCAGUGGGCGAAAGUCGAGGUCUUGGUCACCAAUGAGAUCAAACUUAAGGACAGACCCUUCGCUCGUUCAGUAGUGGCUGCUGUGAACAGGCGGAUCCUGCCGGAAGGCCGAACGUCUGCUUCGGCGGUGCUCCGUAACCGGACGCUGUGUCGCAGCGCCGCCGAUAAAGACGACCUCAGACAUCUUCCCGAGGUCCUUGCACGGUACUUGGAGUCAUUGGUGACAGUGGGAUCGUGCUCAACGAACCUGACCCUCACGGAGAACCGCAUCAAGGUCAAUGCGGACUUCUUCGGCGACUCCUGCGUGGCUGGGCCCUGGCUACCAGACCGGGAAAGAGAUGCUGAGCUGAAACGCAGUUAUCCAUCGCUUUGCGCCGCGUGCGCAUCACACAGGUGUUCUGAAAAAGACUUUUACUGGGGCACCAGCGGCGCCCUCGCUUGUAUGUCCGACGGGGUUGGUGACGUCACCUGGGCGGAACUUGAUGACGUCGUAGCUUAUUUUAAUAAGGACACAGACAACGCGAACCAGUUUGCUCUCCUCUGCCGCGACGGCAGUUGGCAGCCGCUUAAUUCUAAAACGCCGUGCGUGUGGCUCCAUCGGCCCUGGGACAUCGUUGUCUCCAAGAUGAAAGCAUCAGCAGCGGUGAGCAAGCUGAUGUCAUCGAUGACUAAUAGUUCAGUGACGGUGGAUAGCCACUGGCACGGAGCGCUGGCCGCUCUGCUGGAGAUCCGACAGGCAUUACCACCGCCCCUGCAGCCCCCGCAGCCUCCGACUAACUACUUAUCCACCGCUGAAGGAUUCACUGAAGCAUUCAAUCAAUACGGAUGCAAUCCGCCGAGACACGUGACUCUCUGCACCACAUCGCUGUUGGAAAACAACAAAUGCGAGUGGCUCGCUGAAGCUGGGGCUGUUUACGGCGUGUCUCCACCAUUGCAGUGCGCUAAAAGGGACAGCGUCGAAGAAUGUAUGACGGCGGUGAAGAAUAAGGAAUGCGACUGCGUAGUCGCGGAUAGCAAUUGGCUGGUUAAGGCUGAAAGGAACUACUCUCUCACACCCAUUCUUCAUGAAGCCAAUCCAAUCAUAGAUAGAAUGACCAUCAUUUCCGCGUACGUACGCCGUGAUGCUGGUAUCAACAAAAUGGCGGAUUUGCGCGGGAAACGAGCUGCUUUUCCGCUUCUCGACGGCAUCGCCUGGCAUUCCGUUUUGCGUUAUCUGACAAAUAAGUCGUGCAAUGACAUUGCAUUCAAUUUUUUUAGCGAAGUAUGUGCUCUUGGUCUCGAGAAACUUGAUUUGAAAGGUGCAUUAAGUAAAAAAUACACAGAAAAUUGCGGAAUGAGACAAGACGAUGAUGUGAAUGGAGAAAUACAAGCUUUGAGAGCGUUAGUACAAGGCAAAACUGAUGUAGUUUUUAUAAAUAAGACGACUUAUAACUUGUAUGUCAAUAGAUAUAUUCAAAAGGACUGGUCGAAGAAUUUGAUAGAGAUAGUACCAAUUUGCCCUGAAGAGAAUCCAAAAUAUUGCUUCAUAAGUUGGUCGAAUAUUGGCCACGUAUUCACGUCAAACAACUUGACUUCACUAAGGAGACAUGAAGUGAUUAAUGUUUUGACAAAACUUGACCAAUAUUUUGGUGAUUACCCUCACAAGUCAAUGUUUUCUAUGUACGGCCCUUACAAUCAUAAGUUCGAUGUUCUUUUCCACAACAACACGAAACUUUUAGAAACAAAUCAUAUGUUUAAAAAGCACCCGUACAACAAUAUACCGCUAAACUUUGAACAAAGUUUAAAUGCAUCGGAAUGUUACAUUUCGAAAUUCACAACAGGUUUUGGUGUCAAAAUGGCACCGUCUGUAUUAUUAUUAAUUCUGUCUCUAGUCUCUAGUAUAAUUAUGAAUAAAUGAAUAUAUAUUCAUUUGUGAUAGAAAAUGCCAAUUUAAAGUACUAAGUUUUAUUUUUGUACUUUUAUAUUAAAAUAUACUUAAUUUACUUAAUAUUUA
Messenger RNA from Pectinophora gossypiella (pink bollworm), 2508 nucleotides. RefSeq names its product transferrin. NCBI's taxonomy places the organism in Eukaryota, Metazoa, Arthropoda, Insecta, Lepidoptera, Gelechiidae. Gene Ontology annotation, cellular component: recycling endosome; plasma membrane; early endosome. Gene Ontology annotation, biological process: iron ion transport. The transcript has 10 exons. The record is from RefSeq and is a predicted model, not a curated record. The coding region runs from base 247 to 2412 and encodes 721 amino acids.